Molecule: messenger RNA, 670 nt
Organism: Cimex lectularius (bed bug)
Lineage: Eukaryota; Metazoa; Arthropoda; Insecta; Hemiptera; Cimicidae
Gene: SmD1
Product: probable small nuclear ribonucleoprotein Sm D1
Exons: 4
Coding region: 201-569 (122 amino acids)
Biological process (GO): spliceosomal snRNP assembly; RNA processing
Cellular component (GO): U1 snRNP; SMN-Sm protein complex; U2 snRNP
Molecular function (GO): RNA binding
Source: RefSeq, a predicted model, not a curated record
CUUUUAAUUUAAAAUUAUGUUAGGCAACGUGUGUUUGUGAGCCGCACCUAUGCGCAAACCUACAGUUAUAUCUAUCUGUAUACAGAAGGCAUCGAUCAACGCUGAUCACGGUUCGCGUGUUUAUGUUUGUGCCGGCCUGGCUUUGUUUAAUCGCAUAAAAAUUUAAUUAUAGCUGAGACUAGGUUUUUAUCCAAGACAAAAUGAAGCUAGUUAAGUUUUUAAUGAAGCUAAGCCAUGAAACGGUGACGAUUGAGUUGAAAAAUGGUACUCAGGUCCAUGGUACCAUCACAGGUGUCGAUGUCGCUAUGAACACACAUUUAAAAGCUGUGAAAAUGACCAUAAAAAACAGAGAUCCUGUCCAAUUGGAUACGCUGAGCAUACGUGGAAAUAAUAUUAGAUAUUACAUUCUACCUGAUUCUCUCCCAUUGGAGACUUUACUCAUUGACGAUACUCCGAAGGCGAAAUCUAAAAAGAAAGACGCUGCAAGAGGAGGCGGUGCGCCGAGAGGCAGGGGAAGAGGUCGUGGUGGAAGAGGACGAGGAAGGGGCAGAGGACGAGCUAGGCGUUAAAUGUUUAUACCUUCACUUCUUUUUUCCAUUACUUACUACUUUUCAUUUACCAUUUAAUUACAUAAUGAUUUUAAAAUAGGAAUUAUAAUUUUUUUUAAGCA